CAACGGGGUCCGUCCCAGCUGGACCCCUUCGUGAACUUCAACCCGAUCCUUCCAUCAAAUUUCCCAGAGGGUUCCAUAUCCGCUUCUUCCUAAUUAUUCUGGGGUGUGCUCACUACCCACCUUCGUAUAUUGCUAGGCGAUAACCCUUGGAUCUGUCAGUCAUCCCCGCCACCAGGACAAAGCGCGAGCAAUCGAACGAUUGGACCGGUCAUUUAUCUCAUCGCGAUUGAGACUUUUGGGAAGAUAGCCUGCACGAAAUAUGAACCCCUCUACAUCAAAUGUGGGAAAGUCUGUCCCUGCGCCAUCGAAUUCCGCAGCUAGUCAAGCUGGUCCAGCGACCUCAAGCUUUGAAUCAUCCCGUCGGCCAUCACAGACUGGUUUCUCAUACUCACAAUCGAUGCCUCGAAAGGUUCAAGGCUCCCGCAAACAACAUCGGGCUCAGCGCAGGCCUGGACUUGGCGACAGAUCAAAUACUGGCCCCGACGACGACGACGACGACGACGACGCCAUGGAUGAGCUAAGAGCUUUCAGGAAUCCCAAUAGCAGGCGCGGCCAAACCUCAAUCACCCAUCUACUCAAUUACUCCAUGCCACGCCCGGUCCAGGAUCAUCAUUCGCAUUCAAGAUCUUAUAGAAGAACUCCAACAUGGGGACCUGGAUCAGGAUACCACGCAAGCGACAAGGCUCGAUACGUCCAUGCCAACUACCGCUUCAUCCUUUCUCCAGAGGGUACAUACAACAAACAAGCCACGGAUGCCGACACCCACCUGGACUGGUCUCUUGUAAUGCAGAUUAUUGCUUCAAGUGAAUCGCAGGGUUCAUCAUGCCCAAUUUGUCUUUCCGAACCAGUGGCGCCACGAAUGGCGAAAUGCGGCCAUAUUUUUUGCUUGCCCUGUCUUAUCCGGUUCAUGAAUUCAGCAUCAAGCGAGGAUGAAGCAAAGGGUCGAGGCCCUAGAUGGAAGAAGUGCCCUAUUUGCGAGGACUCAAUCUAUAUGCAAGACGUACGGCCUGUCAGGUUCUACGCAGGACAAGAAAGCCCAUUUCCUCGACCUGGUGACGACGUUGUGCUACGAUUGAUGGCACGAAACGCAAGCUCUACGAUGGCGCUUCCGCGAGAGAGUGGAUCUGAAGCUCUGUAUUCUGUAGGUGACAUUCCUUGGCAUUUUGCUGCGAAUGUCUUGGACUACGCUCGCAUGAUGAAAGGUACCACCGACUACAUGGCUGCCCAGUACGAUGAGGAGAUUGCCGCACUGGCUCAACAAGCAAAGGAAGACGAAACCCUUUUUGGACAGAACGAUGAAUGGUCCCAGAAAGCGAUCCGGGCUAUCACGGCCGCCAAGGAGAAACUUACAGAGCUUGAGGUUGUGGAAAGCUCAGCAACGUCGGCCAAGCUCUCUGCUGACGCCGACUUUUAUUUUUACAGCUCUCCGCCGCAUCUGUACCUCUCGCCACUGGAUAUCCGUAUCCUCAAAACUAAGUAUGGAUCUUUUUCGGCAUUUCCUUCUACGCUUCUCCCUCGUGUGGAGCACAUCUCUACUGGUCAUGUGGUAGACGAUGCAAUGCGCCGAAGGGCAAAGUACUUGGGACACCUCCCUCGUGGGUGCGUUGUCAAUUUUCUGGAAUGUGACUGGACAGAUAUUGUGCCAGAAGAUACGCUGGCAUCGUUUUCGGCUGAUAUCGAGCGGAGAAGGAGACGCAACCGAGACAAAGAGACGCAGGAGGAACGCGAGCGUCUCCAGGCCGAGCGCCUUGAAGCUGCAAACAUGCGUAAGACCACAGGUUACCAGAGGCUUCCUGAACCGCCAGAGGAAAGCGCCCCUCGAAUGGACCUCGAAGAGUUCCUACCGUUGAGAGGCCACUCUGGUACCACGCCUCCAGAUCAUCGGCCAGGGUUCGAGACAUUGGCUGAGAUGUCAACCAGCCCGUCUAACCAGAAGACUGUCUGGGGCACUAGAGUGGUUAACGGGUCACCAGAGAUGGUACCUGCCCAACAUUUAGAUGUUCACGACGGGUGGCUCAGGGAUGAGGACCUGUUUGACACGGCCGAUAUUGCGAUGCAAAUACAGGCCAUAGAAGCGGCCGAGAGUAGCGUUCAUCCGGAUAGUGUUGGCGGAGCAGGGCCAAGUAGCAGUGGUGGCAAUGGUGGUGGCGGAAAGAAGAAAAAGAAACAGAAAAUCACGCUCAUGAGUACCGGGGGCCGGAGAGGCAACUAGGUCUAUCGUCCCUAUUUUCAGUUUGAGGAGGUAUGAUUCUUUUUCGGUUCUCCACGGCGUGGCACACGGUUCGUAUUACUAGUUUUUAAAGUAAAGAGACGGAGCAGGGUUAUCAGCACCAUAGAAGUUUCAAAGCAACGAAACUUUAUGAAUGAACAACUGGGGGUAAGCAGGAAAGAGAACGAUGCUUGUUAACUGCUUGUACGAUUAAUUCUGAUCGCCAGCCAUCAACAAGCCUCAUCCCAAGAUGCUACGUACAUACCAUACCGCCUUGCCUUUGGCAUUUCGGUUAUGAUAGUCACCGAAAUGAACCUGGUUCAACGUGAC
Molecule: messenger RNA, 2539 nt
Organism: Fusarium graminearum PH-1
Lineage: Eukaryota; Fungi; Ascomycota; Sordariomycetes; Hypocreales; Nectriaceae
Exons: 1
Coding region: 260-2212 (650 amino acids)
Biological process (GO): positive regulation of transcription by RNA polymerase II
Molecular function (GO): metal ion binding; transcription cis-regulatory region binding
Source: RefSeq, a predicted model, not a curated record